GGUUGGCUGGCGUGGCUCCAGUGUUUACAUCAUGAGGGACAACCUGAGUGCUAUAUUACUUCUUCUUUUCGUCACAUUUUCCCUCCUUAUAUUUGUCACAGGUGAGCAGACUACUCAGAAUAAAGACACCACGACCCCAGAGUUAUGCGUCCCACACUCACCCAAGAUCAACUGUUCCUACUUACCAUUAGAGUUUCUCGAGUGUCAGGGGUUGACAGACCACCAAGGGAACAACACAGCACGGGAAGAUGCUGGCCAUGGAUGUGUGAAGUUUGGAGGACAAAGGUUUGAAGACGUGGAGAUCACAAAGGUGUAUUGCACAGUGCUUCAAGGCAUUGAGUGCUGUGGGGAGAGAGAGUUUCUUCGAGAUGGAUUCCCCUGCAUCAAGUAUAGUGGUCAUUACUUUGUAACCACCCUCAUCUACAGUGUGUUGCUUGGGUUCCUGGGCAUGGAUCGCUUCUGUCUGGGCCACACUGGGACAGCUGUGGGAAAGCUGCUUACCCUGGGUGGUGUUGGAAUAUGGUGGGUGGUGGACAUUGUUCUGCUCAUCACUGGUUCCCUUACACCUGAGGAUGGUAGUAAUUGGAAUCCUUAUGUUUGAAAGACUCAGUGUGUGGAGACUUUGAGGGUAGAGUGAGACUGCUGUGCAAUAAAGUUUUGGGUACGUAGUAUGUGCAGUUGAAGAUGGCUUCAAUAACAUACAGUAAUGCCAAAAAGUACCGUUAUCUGGGCCAGGAUGAGGAGGAGCCUGAGCAGUGCCAGGGGGAGACCCUGAGACAGAAAAUCUUGAAGGAUCUUUUACAGAAGCAAUUGUCCAAGCACAUUUCUCUAGAACACCAGCUGCACAACCAAAAGAAGUUUGUCAGGUCAGUAUGUGAGGAAUCUGUCACAGCAAACACCAGUGGCCUUGCAUCUUUUCAAGAUUUCAAGAGUGUGGAGUCACUUCUAAAUGUAAAGCAGACAUUAAAAUCAUGUGGUCUCACAGAGUCUGAAAUCCAACUACUACUUGGUGAAGAGACCCAGAGCUCCCACCUUGAGGCUCCUCAUGCUAGGAGGCAGCGGCUGGAGGCCAUUGAAGAUAAAAUAGUGCAUCACAGAAGUUAUCUAGAGACUUCCCUCCAGGCACACAAUCAGACCUCUAGUAAUGCUUUGUUGGAAGAGACCCAAGGAGUGCCUGUUUCUGGUGAGGCUCCACAGCCAAACCCACACCAAGACUUCCUCCCAGAGGGCCACCCCAUGAAUCACUUACAAGAGAUAGCAGAGAAGCUAUUCCCUCCAGAGAAGUCAGAGCAGAUCCAUGGUGAGGAACACACUGGGAAAAAGAGACAACAGGAUGAAGCAUUGGGUUCAGCUAAACCCAAGAAGAAUAGAAAUGAAAAUCCAUCCUGUAUUUAUUUGACUGAAAAACCAAAGUCCUAUUGGGAUAUGCAACAAAUACCAAAGGUAAUCAAAGGUAGUGCCAAUCAUCUGGGUGCUCCCCUUCCCCAGUCACCAGGGAAGUGUAUCAUGGGCAGCAGCAAUGACAAGAACAAGAUAUUACUUCAUGUAACCAAAACUGGUACCAGUGCAAAGGUAGAUCUGACUAAACCUUUCAUCAUGAGUCUUGACCCAGAAGAUCUUAUUCCAUUGGCAACAAUAAAAGCAAACAAAAAAAGUAUCCAAGAAUUAAGAGACAUGGAAAAAUUCAGAAAUUAUAAUGAAGGAACACCAUCAUCCACUCUGUUCAUAAAAAACCUCUCUCCAAGUGUUUCUCCAAAGGACUUGGCUUCUCUGAUGGGCCACUUUGAGUCCACUCAUGGCCAAAAAAUCCUGUACAGAAUCUUGGGAGGCCGUAUGAAGGGCCAAGCAUUUGUCACCUUCCCUGAUGAGGAGGCAGCUUCUAAUGCCCUCAGGCUGUGCACUGGCUACAUGCUGCAUGGUAAACCAGUGGUGGCAGUGUUUGGCAAGAAGUCAUAGUUGAGGCUGUGUUUACCUCACAAUGGAAGCAAAGUUAUUAAGUGUAUUUUUUACCUUUUAUGAUUUUUUGCUUUAAGCAAAAAAAAAAAUGGUAAGAUUUUGUAGUGAGGUUAUAUGAUGAAGGGAAGGGGUAAGCAAGUUAUAUUUGUUACAACUUUAAAUGACUAUUUUUAUUUCUCAUUUUGUAAGAAAGGUUCCACAUUUAGGUGGGGCAUCCUGAGUCACAGCAGUCACUAUAAAAGCUACAUGGUGAAGCAUAACCAGUUUGUCAGUUCUUUUGCUUUCCAGAUACUUUUUAAUCACAUUCUAUUCUUGAUCUAUCUAGUGGCACUUCUGAAUGUCUGACAUUCUCAUCCUCUCUGCAUUUGAUCAAUGCAUUUAUUACAUUAUUAUUAUGCUGAUGAUCCCAAUCUUAGAGUCUGCUUACUUUGUUGAUCUGUCUCACAACAGCAUUACACCUUCAAUUCACCUUGUUCUCAGUACAGUAGGUUGACUUUUGUCAUUUUAUAUUAGCUUUUGCCAUCAGACUGGUAUCUGCUCUACUCACUGCACUUAUUAUAUGACCCAGGGAAUUAAUUUUAUUUGUGUACUGCAGGGACACAUUCCAUUAUCACUGUUUUCUGCUCUUCUUUCUUCAGUGGCCAGUUUUUUUUCAAUUUCUAGGGUGACAUUAAACAAAAUGCUGAUGAUGAUGCUGUUCAAGUUAUUAUUUAUUCAUUGUAAUACUUAUUCCUUAAGAAUGGAUGUACAAGAUUUCUAUUAAAAGUACAACAAUUUUUA
Messenger RNA from Scylla paramamosain (green mud crab), 2736 nucleotides. RefSeq names its product TM2 domain-containing protein CG11103-like (gene amrt). The record is from RefSeq and is a predicted model, not a curated record. Bases 32 to 601 code for a protein of 189 amino acids. NCBI's taxonomy places the organism in Eukaryota, Metazoa, Arthropoda, Malacostraca, Decapoda, Portunidae. The transcript is spliced from 4 exons.